AUGGCAUUCAAUAUUGCUGGAAAAAUAUGCAUCCUUUAUUUGUUGGUUCUGGAUCGAACACAAUAUUGGAAGACAAACAUUCUUACGUCUCUGCUAAUCCCGUACAUCUUCUUCAGUUUUCCCUCGCUACUGUUCAACAUCUUCAUAGGAGAGAUUGGGAAAUGGAUUGCUUUCGAUGCGGUUGUGUUGCGCCUUUUCCUCCCACGACAUUUCCCAAAUUGGCUGGAACUUCAAGGCGCUUUGAUUCUAUUGAUGGUGGUGGCUCCUAGUUUACUUGCAGACACUGUAAGGGACGACUGGAUUGGCGUGGCAAUAUGUCUUGCCAUUGCAUGUUAUUUGCUGCAAGAACACAUCCGGGCAUCUGGCGGUUUCAGAAAUUCCUUCACAAAAGCCAAUGGCAUAUCAAACACGGUUGGUAUAAUCCUUCUGUUGGUCUAUCCUGUCUGGACACUGGUACUUGACUUCAUAUAGCCACACACUCAGAAGAUAAGCUGUUAUCAUUUGCACCAGUAUAAACGCCAAUAGAAAAAUUGUGCUUUAUUCUGUUGAAGGGGAUUAGCAUAAUUUUUUUUUG
Corylus avellana is the source of this 574-nucleotide messenger RNA. The record is from RefSeq and is a predicted model, not a curated record. Lineage: Eukaryota; Viridiplantae; Streptophyta; Magnoliopsida; Fagales; Betulaceae.